ACAUUACGUAAAGGUCCGAGCCCUUCGUCACACUGUAGAAGCAGAUCACUCGACAGAUUAAUUUUUAAACAUAAUGUCUGGCAGAGGGAAAACUGGAGGCAAAGCCAGAGCAAAGGCAAAGUCCCGCUCCUCUCGCGCGGGACUCCAGUUCCCGGUGGGUCGAGUCCACAGGCUACUGCGCAAAGGCAACUAUGCGGAGCGCGUCGGUGCCGGGGCCCCGGUGUAUCUGGCGGCCGUGCUAGAGUAUCUGACCGCUGAGAUCCUGGAGCUGGCAGGCAACGCGGCCAGGGACAACAAGAAGACCAGGAUCAUCCCCCGGCACCUCCAGUUGGCCGUGCGCAACGACGAGGAGCUCAACAAGCUGCUGGGAGGUGUGACCAUCGCGCAGGGAGGAGUGCUGCCCAACAUCCAGGCUGUCCUCUUGCCCAAGAAGACGGAGAAACCGGCCAAGAGCAAGUAAAAGACUCCCCGCGAACCCCCGGAGCUCAGCCCGGAGCCGACCACUUUUUCAUAUCAGUGUUCUUUUUUGGGGGAUAAUCAACAUUUCAAAUAGGGGAUAGUGUGCGAUGUUUCCACAGUGAAAACAUUCAACCGCUUCUCAUCUGGACUAUUCAUAGACUGCUCAGUGUUUGUGUUGUCGGCUCUGGAAAAUGGAGGCGUUGUAUGAAGGCUGGGAAUGAAGGCCGCGAGAAAAAAAAACAGUUCUUAAUAUGGACCAAUUCUAAAAGGAGGGGGGAUUUAGUUUGCUGCUACAAACGUUAAAUUUGUUGUAUUGUUUUAUGUCAUGUUGUUUGAAUAAAGAUCCUGCAGCCUUUUGGCACAGGGAGAAUACA
Plectropomus leopardus (leopard coralgrouper) is the source of this 833-nucleotide messenger RNA. It is a transcript of the gene h2ax1, whose product is annotated as H2A.X variant histone family member 1. Gene Ontology annotation, cellular component: nucleosome. NCBI's taxonomy places the organism in Eukaryota, Metazoa, Chordata, Actinopteri, Perciformes, Serranidae. Gene Ontology annotation, molecular function: DNA binding; protein heterodimerization activity; structural constituent of chromatin. The record is from RefSeq and is a predicted model, not a curated record.